Anoplophora glabripennis (Asian longhorned beetle) is the source of this 1494-nucleotide messenger RNA. RefSeq names its product probable asparagine--tRNA ligase, mitochondrial (gene AsnRS-m). Bases 58 to 1476 code for a protein of 472 amino acids. Gene Ontology annotation, cellular component: mitochondrion. Gene Ontology annotation, molecular function: ATP binding; nucleic acid binding; asparagine-tRNA ligase activity. The transcript has 3 exons. Gene Ontology annotation, biological process: asparaginyl-tRNA aminoacylation. The record is from RefSeq and is a predicted model, not a curated record. Lineage: Eukaryota; Metazoa; Arthropoda; Insecta; Coleoptera; Cerambycidae.
GAAAAGCAGGGUUAUGUGUAAUUUGUAAUGAUAUUUUAGAUAGUGUAGUAAAAUAAAAUGAUAAGAUAUUGUAAGAAUUAUUCUAAUUACAUAAAACACCAUUUUAAAAGAAACUGUAGCACAAAAACUACAAGUGUUAUAAACAUUCUGAAGCUUCCUAAUGCCGGAGAAAAGAUUUCAGUUAAGGGAUGGGUGAAGGCUAUACGAAAACAAAAAGAAAAUGUUUUUAUAGAUCUAAAUGAUGGCUCAACUGAAAAAAAAUUGCAAAUAUUAAUACCUCAUAAAUGUGUUCCCAAAGGUUUAAGUACUGGAUCGUCUAUAUCUGCUGAUGGUAUACUACAUUUCUCUCCAAAAGGGCAAAUUGAGUUAUCCACUGAAAAUAUUAACAUCAUAGGCCCUUGUUCAGUUGCCGAUGGCUAUCCUAUCGCGCCAAAAAAACAUUAUUCGCCUGACUACACUAGGCAAUAUCCGCACCUCAGGCCAAGAACUAAAAUAUUUUCGUCUUUGCUAAGAGUUAGAAGUGAGGCAGUAUUGGCUAUAAAUAACUAUUUCAAUUCUAGGGGUUACGUAUAUAUACAUACUCCAGUUUUGACGUGUAAUGACUGUGAGGGUGCUGGAGAGGUAUUUAAAGCCAUUCCUGAUAACGUGAACUUGUUAAAGCAGAUGGCGAAAGAGGAAACACUAUUAGAAGAAGCAUUUUUUGAUAAAAAAGUUUUUUUAUCAGUUUCUGGGCAAUUACAUUUAGAAGCCGCAGCUCAUGGAUUAAGUAAAGUUUAUACGUUAGGGCCUACUUUUAGAGCAGAAAACUCUAGGUCUAGACUGCAUUUAUCUGAAUUUUAUAUGCUCGAAGCAGAAGUUGCAUUUCUUGAUAAAAUAGAAGAUGUUAUGGUAAUAAUAGAAGAGUUCAUGAAAAAUGUAACAAAAACACUGUUAGAAACAUGUGAGAGUGAUAUUCAAGUCUGUCGUGAAAAAACCGUGGAUAUGUCGUGGGUAAACAAAAACUUUGCUGUGCUGGAUUAUGACGAAGCUGUAGAUAUAUUAAGAAAUAAUAGGCAAAAAUUUAAAGAUGAAUUUUAUGAACAGAGCGGCAUAUCAAAGGAACACGAAAUAUUUUUAGUUCAUUACUGCGGUGAUAUUCCCACUUUUAUAAUUAACUGGCCUAAAGCUAUCAAACCGUUCUAUAUGAGAGAAUGUGAAGGUGAUAAUGAAAAGGUGGCUGCACUGGAUUUACUGGCUCCAGGAGUUGGGGAAAUAGUUGGAGGAAGCUUACGUGAAAAUGACUAUAACAAAUUAAAAGAAAAACUACCUGAAGCUGGAGCAAAAUUGGAUUGGUAUUUAGACUUGAGGAAAUUUGGAGGUGUUCCCACUGGAGGAUUCGGAUUAGGUUUUGAAAGAUACCUGUUAUUUCUUUUAGGAAUAAAUAACAUUAAGGAUACCCUACCUUUCCCAAGGUGGCCACAUAACUGCAAUUUAUAAAUUAAAAAUUUCCUUUUA